This is a messenger RNA of Cucurbita moschata (crookneck pumpkin), 516 nucleotides long. Its product is annotated as basic form of pathogenesis-related protein 1-like. Lineage: Eukaryota; Viridiplantae; Streptophyta; Magnoliopsida; Cucurbitales; Cucurbitaceae. The record is from RefSeq and is a predicted model, not a curated record. The coding region runs from base 32 to 490 and encodes 152 amino acids. The transcript has a single exon.
CCCACCAAUCCUUCAACUAAAACUCGUUACAAUGGUAUAUUCCGACUUUCUCCCCGCACUUUGGAUCGUCGGAAUUGCCUUAAUCCUAGCUCAAAUCUCUCUAACGAUCGCCGAAAGCAGCCCCAAGGACUGGGUCGAUGCUACAAAUGCCAUUCGAGCUGAGAAUGGCGUCGGCCCAGUGUCUUGGAACACCACUUUGGCGACCUAUGCUCUAGAUUAUGCCAAAACAAGGAUCGCUACGUGCGAGAUGGAGCACUCCGAUGGACCUUAUGCCGAGAACUUAGCAGAAGCAUAUGAGAAGACAACAGCAGAAUUGACAGUGAAGUUUUGGGCUAGCGAGAAGGAGUUUUAUGACCCUAAAACAAAGAAGUGCGUGAAGGAAGAGUGCGGACAUUUCCUGAAUUUGGUGGCGAAGGACACAACAUCCAUUGGCUGUGCUGAAGUUAAGUGCCACAACAACUUUAUUUUCUCCAUCUGCGACUAUUCUUAAGCUCCAUAUCACAAUAAUAGGCUCAA